This is a messenger RNA of Haemonchus placei, 900 nucleotides long. The record is from the annotation of a GenBank genome assembly. Lineage: Eukaryota; Metazoa; Nematoda; Chromadorea; Rhabditida; Trichostrongylidae.
AUGCUGCUAGUGGUAAGCCUGCUUUUACCCUUGGCAAUGGCCAUGCCAUUCGACGUGGUGUCUGAAUCUGCCACACAAAUAACUUACGAUGACGGUUUCGCACGGAAUAAAAUGCUUCCGAUGGCGGCCGCGGCUUAUUCCAACAAUCCACAGCAAUGCCUUUCGAAUCUUGGCAACAGCAUCCAGAUGAAACGACUCACAUCGGUCAUCUGCGACAUUACUAUCGUUGACAAAUGCACUGGGUUCAGUGCUGUAAGCAAUGACGACAAAGCUAUCAUUUUAUCAUUCAGGUGCUUAGGUUCAGAUAGGAACACUCAACUCAUCGCAGAAGGUAUCGAAACAAUGCAGAAAAACCACACCCAAUGGGCUGCUGGAGGUGUGGUCUCGAAGUAUUUCAACGAUGGUUUCAUGAGAAUUUGGAAGAACGGUAUGAAAGAUGACUUGGCCACGUUGCAAAGCCAACACAGCGGUUAUGAACUUUGGAUCACAGGCCAUUCUCUUGGAGGAGCUCUGGCUUCACUGGCCGCCUCGUAUAUCGCCCAUAACAAGCUUUUUCCAGCAAACAAGGUCAUCUUUUUAGUGACUUUCGGACAGCCACGCACAGGAGACAAAGCCUACGCAGCUGCAGUGGAGAAAGAGGUCCCUUACAUUUUCCGUAUAACGCAUGCUCACGACGAGGUGCCCCACCUGCCACUAGAGAACAUGGAAGGUUACUAUCAUCAUAAAACUGAGGCGUUCUACAAUAAAGGCAUGGCACCUGGAGCUCACUAUUACGUUUGCUACGAUAUGGGAGAAAGUACCUUCUGCUCAGAUGGCAACCUUCUGGAUACAUCUACAAAAGACCACCUACACUAUUUUGAAAAAGAUGUUUCCGAAUAUGGAUUAAAAGGGUGCAAGUAG